AAAAUUAAAAUGAGUAGUGUCUCUUUUUAUUCACAUAAUGAAUGCUAUUGAAAUUAUCUUUUCUUUAUUUUCUCAUAGAGCGCAAGUGUGACAAAUUCAUACGCAAAGACAAUUGGGACAUUCCUUACAAUGACAUAUUAUCUUCACCUGUACAAGUAGCUGAUUAUGCUAGUUGUUGCGCUAAAUGCCAAGCAACUCCGGGAUGUAACGCUUUUGCAUACGCACCUUCAACAAAACUCUGUUGGCCAAAAACAAGUACUGGGGAUAAUGGAUAUGGAUAUUCACAUAGUGAUAGAAUUAUUGGAUAUAUGCAAAACAUUCGAGACAAAACAUUUUGGAAAAUUCCUGUCAUUGACAGGCAACGACAAGGAACACUGUAA
Adineta ricciae is the source of this 380-nucleotide messenger RNA. The record is from the annotation of a GenBank genome assembly. NCBI's taxonomy places the organism in Eukaryota, Metazoa, Rotifera, Eurotatoria, Adinetida, Adinetidae.